This is a messenger RNA of Symbiodinium sp. CCMP2456, 702 nucleotides long. The record is from the annotation of a GenBank genome assembly. NCBI's taxonomy places the organism in Eukaryota, Dinophyceae, Suessiales, Symbiodiniaceae.
GAGCUUCUCCAGCCGAUCCCUGCCAGAUCCAGAGGCCGAUGCCGAGACGCGAGCUGCAAGCACCUUUCUCAUGAGCUCGGCACACAAUCGUCUCGCCAAGGCUUUGUCAACCGGCGGUUUUGACGGCAAGGAAGUCGAGAGCACCAAUCGCAAGAAGGACAAGAAGAAGCGCAAGAGCUCCUCUUCGUCAGGGAGCCACAGAUCCCAGGAUGAGGAUUAUGGCGACCUCAUGAGCAUCUUUGCUCUGCCGCCCAAAGAGUUCAACCGAGCUGCACGGCAGGGUCGUCUGGAUGACUUGACAUGCAAGCAGAUCGCUGUGUCUUUGUCGAAUGUCGCACCGUGUGUGCACGCAUCGGAUUUGCUUGCCAUUGGUGGCGAGUACGAGGCCAUGAGGAUGGAGACCUGUCGCCGACUCCGCAAGUCGAAGGACGAGCAGGGGAAGACUGAAUCAGUUUCUGAGCAGGUGACCGCGGCUAGUGGGUGCUGGAGGGCACGAUUGGCCGAGGUUGCAGAUCUCCGCAACUCGGAUCAUGUUGGACGUUUGCUUGCACUCGCACGGGUUUUAAAUCUCUCUCUUUGCAACCCAGUUAUCGGCAAGAACCUCACGGAUGUGACGAUCUCCAAUGCCAAAACGUUGGCUGAUGUGACUUCCCUGCUGAAAAGCCUCUGCAAGUCGCACAAGAGGACCCGAACAAGUGCCAG